Molecule: messenger RNA, 950 nt
Organism: Acanthoscelides obtectus
Lineage: Eukaryota; Metazoa; Arthropoda; Insecta; Coleoptera; Chrysomelidae
Source: the annotation of a GenBank genome assembly
GUCACAUAUACUCAUGCUGCCACCUGUGAUACAAAAUUUUGAACUCACAGAAGAAAACUGCUUUUGUUGAGGUCUGAAGUUGAGAUAUUCACAGAUAGACGAAGACGAAUAUGAAAAUGACUGUCAUAACAACAUACAUAACCUAUUAAUUUUGUUUUAUUUAUGUUUUUUGUUUUUAAAUUACUGUAUCAAUGGAUACAGAUGAGGUAGAAUUUUUAGGUGAAAAACAAAUCAUAACAGUAGUACCCACCUUCAAUAGCCCUGUUUUACAUUUAAUAUCCGGAGAUGUGGGUCCCUUCAGGGCUGGUUUGCCCACUAACGUCCCUAUGUGGUUGGCGGUACAGUUAAAGCAACGCCAACAGGGUAAAAUCCAAGCCCCUGACUGGAUGGACAUUGAUCGCUUAACAGAGAUGAAAGAAAAUGAAAAACAGAGUCAGUAAGUUUAGUAUUAUCCAUGUUUACUUUCAAAAUAGGCCAUCAUACUUUUUUAGAACCUUCACAAAAAUGCCGAGUGAUCACUAUAUGGUAGAAGCUAAAAUACUUCUAGAUUGUGCUUCAGAUGAUAUCCCAAGGGCAGAUGAAAUUAGGACAAUCAUUAAAGAUAUAUGGGAUAUCAGAAUGUCUAAAAUACGAACUUCAGUUAAUAAGCUGAUAAAAAAUGCAGAUUCUUAUGCUGGACUGGAUAAUUUGACUGUUAUGGAAAUAAACUCCAUUAGGCCUAUACUUCCUCAUGCUCUUGAUCAAAUUUAUAGGAUAAAGGCUUCAAAAAAGCUCAGGGUACCAUCUCAGAAUUCAACAACAUUCCAUACCAGCAGCAGACCUUCCACAUCAUUCUCUUCAUGAUGAAAGGAUUAUGAAAUUAUAUACUUUUAAUAGCUAAUUUCCAGUUGAAAUAUGUGUUAAUUAUUGAAUGUGAGUGUAAACAAAUAAACAUGAUUUUUUCUGCUAAA